AUGGCGGUGGAGGUGGGAGAUGGUGUAAGGAGUACAGUGGCCAGUACCUCAGAAGCUGAACACCGCCUGUUCCAGUACCUUUUCGAAGACUACAACGAGUUCAUCCGGCCUGUGGCCAACGUGUCCCACCCAGUCACCGUCCAGUUUGAGGUGUCUAUGUCUCAGCUGGUGAAGGUGGAUGAAGUGAACCAGAUCAUGGAGACAAACCUGUGGCUGAAGCAAAUCUGGAACGACUACAAGCUGAAAUGGAAACCUUCUGACUACCAAGGGGUGGAGUUCAUGCACGUCCCCGCAGAGAAGAUCUGGAAACCAGACAUUGUGCUUUAUAACAACGCUGAUGGGGAUUUCCAGGUUGAUGACAAGACCAAAGCUCUACUCAAGUACACAGGAGAGGUGACUUGGAUCCCUCCGGCCAUCUUCAAGAGCUCAUGUAAAAUUGAUGUGACCUACUUCCCAUUUGACUACCAAAACUGCACCAUGAAGUUUGGCUUGUGGUCAUACGACAAGGCGAAGAUUGACCUGGUCCUCAUUGGCUCCUCAAUGAACCUCAAAGACUACUGGGAAAGUGGCGAGUGGGCCAUCAUCAAAGCCCCAGGCUACAAACAUGAGAUCAAGUACAACUGCUGUGAGGAGAUCUACCAAGACAUCACGUACUCGCUGUACAUCCGCCGCCUGCCGCCGCCUUGUGACCAGGCUGGUGGAAAACCUACUCCUAACAGUCUCCUUACAGAAGCUGAUGACGAAUCCAAGGAGAACGAGGCAGUGUGA
Molecule: messenger RNA, 768 nt
Organism: Phodopus roborovskii (desert hamster)
Lineage: Eukaryota; Metazoa; Chordata; Mammalia; Rodentia; Cricetidae
Product: neuronal acetylcholine receptor subunit alpha-3-like
Exons: 3
Coding region: 1-768 (255 amino acids)
Biological process (GO): nervous system process; signal transduction; regulation of membrane potential
Cellular component (GO): synapse; neuron projection; postsynaptic membrane
Molecular function (GO): transmembrane signaling receptor activity; acetylcholine-gated monoatomic cation-selective channel activity
Source: RefSeq, a predicted model, not a curated record